This is a messenger RNA of Eptesicus fuscus (big brown bat), 1255 nucleotides long. It is a transcript of the gene VCF1, whose product is annotated as family with sequence similarity 104 member A. The record is from RefSeq and is a predicted model, not a curated record. The coding region runs from base 234 to 854 and encodes 206 amino acids. The transcript has 4 exons. NCBI's taxonomy places the organism in Eukaryota, Metazoa, Chordata, Mammalia, Chiroptera, Vespertilionidae.
AUUAUGACAUAAGUUAAUUUCAUUUAACUCUGGCUCGACUUUUACACUGCCCUCGCUAGGCUGCGAACAGGCGAAAGCUCCAGACAGCUCUAAUGAGGUCCUUUUCUCCCCGAGGUUCUCAGUAGCUCCUCCCCCUCCCAGCCCGCCUCUUCCCGUGGGCGGGGUUACUGGUCGGCGCGGCCGGGACGCGUCACUGCGCAGCCGCGAGAGGGCGGUACCACGGCGGCUGCGACAUGGGGGGGCGCGGAGCAGACGCCGGAAGUAGCAGUGGUACGGGUCCCACCGAGGGGUACUUACCACCGGCAGAGUCCACCCGUGCCGCGGCGAGAGCCAAGGCCCGACGGGGUGGGCGUGGCGGCCGCCAAAACACCACACCCUCGGCCCCCUCUUCUCGCGGAGCGCCUCCUCGUCGCUCCCCUCCACCGGCUGCCAUGAGCGAGCGCCUCCGCCCCAGGAAAAGGAGAAGGAAUGGCAAUGAGGAGGACCACCCUCUGCCCCCACAGACCAAAAGGAGCAGCAGAAACCCUGUCUUUCACGAUUCCUGGGACACAGAGACACUACCUGUAACGAAAAACAAAGAAAACAGACUAAGAGGAAACAAAGUUUUCUGCGCGUCUUCAAGCAGUGACAGUGGCGGGAGCAGCAGCAGCAGCAGCAGCAGUAUCAACAGCCCGGACAGGGCCAGUGGGCCAGAAAGCAGCUUGAACCACAUCGUCACCGGGUCCAGCCCCAACACCCCUCAGCCCGCACCCGAGCAGUCUGCACUAUGCCAAGGCCUUUACUUCCACAUCAACCAGACCCUGAAGGAGGCCCACUUUCAUAGCCUUCAGCACCGAGGCCGGCCUCCAACAUGAUGGGCUGGCGGUUUCUUGCCUUCUGUGAAGGGACAGUGCUGUGCAGAUUUGAUAUUUCAUCUUACGAUGUUUUAAAAAAUUGCACAAAAAAUGCCUGUUGGCUUUUCAGUCUAUAUUUGAAAUAACAGGUUAACAGGCAGUUGUUUACUUGUGGUUUUGCUGCACUAUUGCAAUUUUAAAGGGGCUUUGAAGCAAUUUUUUAUAGGAUUCUUUUGAGGGUGGGUAUCCAAUCCAUGUCAAGGUAAUGGUAUAAGGAAAUCUCAUCUGCGUGUUGAGUCCAUAGUUUGUCCAGUUCAGAUUGAUUUCCAAAUCUGUCAAUUAGAAAUUCUACUUUAUGUAAAAAGGCCUUUUAAAAAUGCGGGAUCUUCAAUUUUUUAAAUUCAAUAAACUAGUAAAGAGUA